AUGGAAACCCAACAUUUUUAUCAUCCAUUGGUAGCAAAGACAUCAACUAUUAGUCUUUUGAAUGUUAGAGGGACGUCAAACCUUGGUUUCGAUGCAACCUUCAUAAAGCCACACAAACACAAACAAAACUCUUUUCAGAGCGGAUGCGGAGACUACUACAAGAUUAAGCAUGGGAAUUGUGAGAUGACAAGGUCAUAUAGGAAAGUUGCAUCAAUUGUGGCCAACAUAGAAGAAUACAAGUGUGUGAAAGAAGUAGUUAUGAGAAACCAAUCCGAGUUCCAACAGAAGUUGAUGAUUUGGGCAGAAUACAAGUGCGUUCCAGCGAUAAUAACAGCCAUUAAAAGAGUCAUGAUAAGUCAACUGAAGCUCCUAGUGAUGCUGGCGAUGGCUGGAAUGACCAUGUCAAUUAAUUUCGUGUUCAUUUUCUUGCGAGACUCUGCACCCGACUUCCCACCUCUUUGGUUCAAAGCUCUUACUGCAACCAUUCCAUUUUUACCUGUCCUUCUUAACUUCUUCUCAUCCCCAAAACCACCACCGUCAGAUAUACAGUUGCUGCCUCCAUUCUCGGACAGACUCUCGGAUUAG
Molecule: messenger RNA, 585 nt
Organism: Lactuca saligna
Lineage: Eukaryota; Viridiplantae; Streptophyta; Magnoliopsida; Asterales; Asteraceae
Source: the annotation of a GenBank genome assembly